Indicator indicator is the source of this 1812-nucleotide messenger RNA. It is a transcript of the gene TFB1M, whose product is annotated as transcription factor B1, mitochondrial. The transcript has 8 exons. The record is from RefSeq and is a predicted model, not a curated record. Gene Ontology annotation, molecular function: mitochondrial transcription factor activity; rRNA (adenine-N6,N6-)-dimethyltransferase activity. Gene Ontology annotation, biological process: transcription initiation at mitochondrial promoter; rRNA methylation. Gene Ontology annotation, cellular component: mitochondrial matrix. The coding region runs from base 34 to 1092 and encodes 352 amino acids. Lineage: Eukaryota; Metazoa; Chordata; Aves; Piciformes; Indicatoridae.
UCCACAGCGAGGAAGGAACAAGAGUUUUGUCUUAUGGCUGCUCCAGGAAAGGCAGCAGCUUUCCGUUUGCCUCCCCUGCCAACUGUUGGAGAGAUUAUUAAACUCUUUAAACUUAAAGCACAGAAACAACUUUCCCAGAACUUUCUACUGGAUUUGCGGCUGACAGACAAGAUAGUGAAACAAGCUGGCGUCCUCAGAAAUGCCUACGUUUGCGAAGUGGGCCCUGGUCCAGGAGGAAUUACCAGAUCCAUUCUCAGUGCUGGUGUUGAACAACUCCUUUUAAUUGAAAAAGAUUCUCGAUUUAUUCCAGGAUUGCAGAUGUUGUCUGAAGCAGCUCCAGGAAAAGUGCGCAUUGUUCAUGGUGAUAUCCUGACAUAUAAGAUGGAGAAUGCUUUUCCAAAGCUCUUAAAAAAGAACUGGGAGGAUGAGCCACCAGAUAUCCAUAUCAUUGGGAAUCUGCCCUUCAGUGUUUCAACUCCUCUAAUUGUCAAAUGGCUUGAAAAUGUUUCCAAAAAGGACGGACCUUUUAUUUAUGGCAGGACACAGAUGACAUUGACUUUUCAGAAGGAAGUUGCAGAGAGACUUACAGCUAAUGCAGGAGGUAAGCAACGUAGCAGACUGUCCAUUAUGGCUCAGCAUCUCUGCACUGUUGAAAACUGUUUCGUAAUCCCAGGCCAAGCAUUUGUUCCAAAGCCAGAGGUGGAUGUGGCUGUGGUGCAUUUCACUCCAUUGGUGCAACCAAAGAUACAGCAGCCAUUCAAGCUCGUAGAAAAAGUGGUUCAAAGUGUUUUUCAGUUCAGAAGAAAAUACUGCGUCCGUGGAAUUGCGACCUUGUUUCCUGAAAGUGGACGUUUGGAAAGAACUGAACAGCUGAUGAUGACAGCAAAUGUUGAUCCAACUCUGCGUCCCUAUCAGCUUUCCAUGUCACAGUUUAGAAAUCUCUGCAAUACUUACAGGAAAAUGUGUGAUGAAGACCCAAGCCUUUUUGUGUACAAUUACAGAGAAGAGCUAAGGCAAAGGAAGAAGAUGAGGAAUCCAUUUGAUGAAAGUACCAGUCAGCCAGAAAAGCCUGAAGAGGAAAAUCAGCUGUAAUAGCUGUAAUUGCAGCGGACUGUUUUAUUAGUUUUAACUCCUUGAGCUAGAGUUGUUGAUUCAGUACUGGAAGCUUCUAUAGUCCUACAUAUGGAAGAACUACUUUUGAGAAAGUGGUGAAGAGAGACAGGGGGCUUUCCCAUUUUACUUACUCAUUUCCAUUCAGCUGCUGAGGAAAGUGCAAAGACAGUCCAGUUACAAGGUGCCUGAAGAGAGACAGGGGGAUUUCCCAUUUUCCUUACUCAUUUCCAUUCAGCUGCUGAGGAAAGUGCAAAGACAGUCCAGUUACAAGGUGCCUACAGGAGUUUUUUUCACUUCAGGAAGAUGUCUAGAGCACAUACCAAGAACAAGGUAUGUUGUGAGACGUGCAAUUAAGGUGGGAUACUUCUGAAAUAAUUAAGUUCUGUAUGAAUGGAAAUGUAAGAAAUACUUUUCAUAGUUUGACAUGUAAGGUGGUGGUUGGGGUUUUGUGCUCUUCUUAUCCUGGCACAUCCUACUGUGCAGAGUAAUUGAAAAAAAAACAAAAGCCAAAACUCUUGUAUAAACAUAAUAAAGUGACUGGCUUAAGGGACAAUGAAGUGCACAGAUUGCCUCAAGGUCUGCUGAUACUCAUUUAUGCCAAAGCAAAGAAUUUGGGUUUUAAAGCUCCAACUGGAGAAAAGCAGCAUGAUAAAAAGCAGAAAACAUGGCUAAGUACAAUACUUAUUUGUCUUUUACUGU